GUUGCGGCCACGGGUGGGAGGAGUGUAGAAUGCGCGGCGUCAGCGUCCUGCCGCUCUACAGUGCUCUCUCCCUCCUCUCCGCCGCUUUGCUUAAGCCGGUGUUAUUUUCUUCCCGUUAUCCAGACUAGGCCGUUUCUGCCUGCCUGCUUUGCAAGCGAAUCCCGGGUCUCAGCGCCUAGCUCUUUCCGAGCGCCCAGCCUCGCCUCGUUAUGUCCGGCCGAGGUAAAUCCGGAGGUAAAGCCAGAGCCAAAGCGAAAUCUCGCUCCUCUCGAGCCGGCCUCCAGUUCCCGGUCGGGCGAGUGCAUCGGCUGCUGCGGAAAGGCAACUACGCGGAACGUGUGGGCGCCGGAGCGCCUGUUUAUUUAGCUGCUGUGCUCGAGUAUCUCUCGGCUGAGAUCCUGGAACUGGCCGGCAACGCUGCGCGGGACAACAAAAAGACCAGGAUCAUCCCCCGGCACCUGCAGCUGGCCAUUCGCAACGACGAGGAGCUCAACAAGCUGUUGGGCGGGGUGACGAUCGCCCAGGGUGGGGUUCUGCCCAACAUCCAGGCCGUGCUGCUGCCCAAGAAGACCCAGAGCUCCAAGAAAUGAGGCCGGCCGCCUGGCUAAAGGAAAGCGCUCGGCCAUGUAUUUCCUUGCGCCCCACCCACAGGAUCUGGUGCAGCGGACACCGGACAUUUUCUCCUUUCUUCCGCGUUACUUGGUGCAGCCGGUACCGGGCAGAUUUCUUUACCGCAUCGUCUGUCCUGGUGCAGCCAGCGCUGAGCUGUCCCUACUCGCCCUUCUCUUGCUAGAUCUGAUCCUGGCCCUCUUCCCGCCCGCCCCCCUCCCCGCCCGUCUCCGUGCUGCUGGUGCUACACCCGCUGGGUUUCUCGUGCGCUUCCCCGCCUGACUCGGCCGAGCCCGCGCUAGCUCCUGCUCGUCUUCAGUUCUAGAGAUCGGUGUGGGAAGAGCCGUCCUCAUCCUUUUUCGUGUCACGGAGAGGGCACGUGCUUCGGGCCUGGCUGCCACCUAGCGCCCCGCAAAUAGAUUUUUUUUCUCUGCCCCCUUUCCCUGGGACGAUUGAGCCUAACACCCAUUGCCUCGGAGCUGUGUGAUCUAUAGCGUCAGCGAUUAGGAGGGGUUUUUUUCCCCAUUUAUUUUGCUCCCUUAAACCACUCUUUAAUUCCUCUGGAGGGAAAAAGGAUUAGGCUUUUUUUGACUCUAGAAUGGUCGCUGCAUUUUUAUUUAUUCUUGGAGAACUGAAAAAAAUGGGGAGUUGUGAAGAUGGGAAAGCCAUGAAGCAGUACUGGCCAACAUUGGGAAGGCAAGAAACUCCUUAGACAAUAGGCCGCAGUAUGUGACAAUGCUGAUUUCAUAUCCCUUUCUGUACCUAAAAGGUGAGAGUAUACAGAGGAAGGAAGAAUGGGCCUCUGCAUUGCUUUCUUGGUUGCACCAACACUCAACAGAAUCUCUUGAAACUGCUCUGUCCCGGUGAUGGUGAUGGAUCAAUUUCCCUGAUGUUGCUGCACAUCCCCGUUAAAUGUGAUCGUGGAUAUAAGGAUUUAAAAAUGAGGGAGGGAAGGAAGUGGCCAGGAAGUUCUAAAUGUGAAAAGAAGAACUUCUUUUGCUGAGAAAGGAAUGGCUUCAUAUGUUAACUUUUCUCUUGUGUUUGCAUUACGAUGAGCUAUUGUGUCAUUGUGCUGGCACUCCAUUCCUGUUCCUUUGUUGAGUUUUGAUUUUUAUUGUUGCAACAAAAUCUUACCUAGUGAAUAACCUUGACUGAGGGGCAAAGACUUUCUAAGAAUUCCUAGGGUAUGUACACAUCUUUGUCUUAUGGUUUUCCCCAUCAAGCAGUUCUUGUUACAUCUAAGAUGUUUCAGAGGCAAAAGUGGAAUAGGAGGGCCACCCGUAAGGAAGAUUUUCUCUUUCAAACAAGAGGGAGGAGGGAGGAAUGGGGAAGGGAGGCACCAUUUACUUUUGAUGUGGUGCAUUCAGAUCUGAAUGUGCUUAACAGUUUAUUUGGAAACCCAUUUUAAGCAAGAGUCCUUGGAUUUAGGUCUAUUUUUGUCCUUUUGAUGUCACCAGGACUAAAAUAGUUUAAAUCGAAGAAUUUUGGUGUGACUGCUUUUGUGGUUUUCAGCCUGAAUGAUAUGUGUUUAUUGUUUCCUUGAAACAGUAAGCAGUUUUGUUGUGUUUCCUCCCUCCAUUAUCAAUUCUCUUGUAAUGUCACCUGUAAUGAUUGAAGUCUAGCAUUUGUACCCUAGUUUGCACUUUAAUCUAUACACAGUGUUUUUUGUUUGGAAUUUUGCUUCUAGUGCUUAAAAUAGAGUACAAGUAUGGCGUCCAUCUAAUUGUAAUCCUCAGUAGAUUAAUGUUUGGAGGUUGGGUUUUUUAGGAAAAAAUAAUAAUUUAUACAAGAGUAAAAUAUCUAGUUAGUGUCGGUGGUUUACUAAAUAGGUGUUUGGAUAAUGUAUGAGCAUGGAAGUUGGCCUACCCUGUCCUGUGAUGCCUAGUAGCUGUGGUACCAGAGCCAAAUCUUGCUUGCUUAGGUGAGAAGUUUAUAGAGCCAUGUGCAUGUAGCAGUCUCUAGGCUAUUGAGCAAGUAGAACCUGUAAUCAUAUAUAUGGUCAGCUGUGUAUGUGCAGUUAAGUAGCAUGUGUUCAAGUCAUCAUGUGGGAUGUAAAUCUGUGGAUGAACUAUUGUCUUGCUCUGGAUUCAGCUAAGGAUAUCUAGACCAGUGGAGGUUGAGAUGCUUUAAUAACGGGAUAAGGAAAAUGGUUUGUUCAGUCAGUUGCUGGUGACUGUACAGUUCAUUAGUGAUGCUCAAGAAAUAGAACCUUUACCCAUCCACGUCUGUCUGUCUUGCCUGUCUCCCAUUACAGACCCAGGGAAAAAAGACCUCUUGGAUUUAAAUAGCUAUCUCAUUCUUAGGGCACUGGACCAGGCAGGCUCCUGCUUUCUGUGAGAAGGAACACUGAUUGCAUCACUGAAGGGAAGGGAUCCUUUAAAUGCAGAUAAUGGCUGAAAAGUGGAAAACAAGAGUUCCUUUAUUUGUGUUUUUCUGUCUUUUAAGAAUUAUUUUCAAAAUCAGUAUUUUGUGUUUUGUCAACUAUUGCUUUGUAUUAGAAAAUGCAAAAGUUGUGAUACUGGAAAGUGCGAAACAAAUAUUAAAUUGAUUCAGUCUUGAGUACACAUCAGAA
Molecule: messenger RNA, 3181 nt
Organism: Candoia aspera
Lineage: Eukaryota; Metazoa; Chordata; Lepidosauria; Squamata; Candoiidae
Product: histone H2A type 2-B-like
Exons: 1
Coding region: 210-590 (126 amino acids)
Biological process (GO): heterochromatin formation
Cellular component (GO): nucleosome; chromatin
Molecular function (GO): structural constituent of chromatin; DNA binding; protein heterodimerization activity
Source: RefSeq, a predicted model, not a curated record